Trichosporon asahii var. asahii CBS 2479 is the source of this 4623-nucleotide messenger RNA. RefSeq lists its product as uncharacterized. The coding region runs from base 1 to 4623 and encodes 1540 amino acids. The transcript has 4 exons. NCBI's taxonomy places the organism in Eukaryota, Fungi, Basidiomycota, Tremellomycetes, Trichosporonales, Trichosporonaceae. The record is from RefSeq and is a predicted model, not a curated record.
AUGCAGGAGGACGGCACGUUCCUCGUUGACGUCCCGCUCCCGUGGGGCGAGCGCCAGGCGUACAAGUACGUCCUCGACGGCGAGUGGAUGGUCCGCGAGGACGAGGACAAGGAGUGGGACCCCUCUGGAAACGUGAACAACGCCCCGCCCAAGCCGACGGGCACGGCCGCCGCCAGCGAGGCGCCCAAGGGAACAGCGCAGCCCAUGACCGAUGACCGAUCGACGGACGCUGCUGCGGUGCCAACAGACACCACUGCCGCCCCCGUCUCGACUGGAGCAACUGCCCAGCCUGCCGUCUCCCAGACGCAGUCCACGGGACUUUCGACGGGCGACAAGGCCGCGAUCGGUGCCGGAGCCGCUCUCGCCGGAGGAGCCGGCGCUGCUGCCGCGGCUAACUCGACGACAAGCGAGGCCAAGAAGAAGAAGAACAAGAAGAAGAACGAGAAGAAGAAGGCCAAGAAGAAGGCGGAGCGCGCCGCCGCCCAGGCUGCCGGCGGAGCUGCUCCGGUCGACGGUGACGACGACGAUGAGGAUGACGACGACGAGGGCUCUGCCUUUACCGGCACCACGACGCCGGCGACCACCUCUGCCUUCGCGACCCCGGCCCUGGACACCUCAAAUCAGCUCGGACACGAUGUGCCUGUGACUACCCAGUCGACUACCCAGGGCGUCGACCCUUCGGCUCGUACCCUUGACUCGGAGCUUCAGCCUGUCAAGGAGACUGAGUCGACCGCCCCCGUCGCCCUGAUCAAGGACGAGACCCCUCCCGUCGCGCUGAUCGAGGACGAGCCCAAGCCUGUCGCGCUCAUCACCGACGAGACCCCUGCUCCCGCUGGUCUCAUUACCGACGAGCAGCCUGCUCCCGCCGGUCUCAUCACUGACGAGACCGCUCCUGCCGCGACGUCCGCGCCCCCCACCGACUCGUCUGCGACUGCCGCGCCGAUCACCGACUCUGCCGUCCCCACCGAGGCCGUUAAGCCGCCCACCACCGCGCAGGUCGACCAGCCGGAUCAGGUCCUCGUCGCCGAGUACGACUCCAGGGACCCCUCGCGCAACUUUGACACUGGCUUCUCGGGAGCUGCUAUCGGCACUGCCGCUGCUGGCGCCGCCGCCGUUGGGGCCGGUACCGCCUACGCUGCCAACAAGUCCUCGCAGUCCGACGAGCAGGCCCGCGCCCAGGCUGCCGCCAGCAACCCCUCCGUCGCGGCGUUCCGCGAGGCGUCGCACGAGGACGACGUCGCGUCCGCCCAGACCUACGUCAAGCGCGAGCAGGAGGGUGUCGUCACCAAGACCACGACGGUGACCGAGAUCGUCUACGACCACGGUGACAGCUACGGAGACAGCACCGAGGCGCUCGUCGAGAAGCGCGAGCCCUCCACCCUCCGCGGCCAGACCGAGGUCUCGACCGCUGUCGACAGCGCCGACAUCUCUGCCGCCGAUGGAACUCACCUCGGCCAGCAGGUCACCGUCAACCGCGUCGCCGACACGCAGGUGCUCGGCGACUCGGGCGAGCAGGUCGGCCGCCAGGCCGACGUCUCCCAGGUCACUGCUACCCAGCUCCAGAACCCGGACGGCAGCCCCGUCGCCGACCACAUUCAGGGCACCAACGUCGAGGCCUUCAAGCCUGCGGACACCCACGAGCAUGAGACCAUCUCGCACAGGGCCGCCGGCGCCGUCGCCGGUGCUGCUGCUGGCGUCGCUGCCCUCGGCGGUGCCGCCUUCGCUGCCGUUAAGAACGCCACCGGCGUCGACAUUGCCCCCGAGGCUGCUCCUGAGGCCAAGCGCCGCGGUAUUGACGUGGAGCACCUUCCCCAGGUCGAGGGACCGAGCGACGCUGUCUCGCCUGUCGGCACCCACCCGCCUGAGGGUGCCGUCAACCAGCUCCAGGAGAUGAUCGACGGGCUCAAGCACCCUCAGUCUGUGCCUCCCACCGACGGCGCCGCCAUCAUCGCCGGCUCGCAGACCACUGUCCCCGCCUCGGCUGCUACGGCCGCCCCCAUCGACGCUUCCCGCUCUCAGGCUGUUCCUGCCGGUUCCGUCGCGACCCCCACCUCGGAGACUACCUCGCAGGGUGCCGCUGUCGCUGCUCCCGUCGCUGGCACCGCUGCCGCCGUUGGUGCGACCACCGUCCCCACCGGCUCGCAGCAGCAGGUUCCCUACACUGGUGGCUCGCUUUCUCCCGAGACCUCGGUCAAGAAGGACACCACCUCUUCCGGUGCCGUCGGCACUGGCACCCAGGCCCAGUCCGCGCAGGGCGCUGACCCGACUCAGACCGUCCACGGUCUUGGCAACCAGUCCUCGUCUGCCCAGGGCCCUGCCACUACCGUUCACGGUGCUGGCGCCGGUUACACUGGCGACGAGACCAUCUCGCGCUCUGUGCCCGGCCAGACUGGCUCGACCGGCACCGCUGCCGCCGCCAGCACUUCCACCACUGGUGCCGCUUCUCAGCCCGCCCAGGCCGCUCACCACCCUGACCCCACGUUCUCGAAGACUACGUACGACCCGAACGCGCCGUCGCACACCCGCACCGAGAUCAUUGGUGCGGCUGCUGCCGGCGCCGCUGCUACUGGAGCUUCCGUCGCCGGCGCCUCCUCCUCAGGCUCGCACAACUACGCCGCGGCCACGCGCAGCAACGACGGCAAGAGCCAGGACCAGCGCAAGAAGUACGACCUUGAGGACGAGAUCACUGGCAAGACCUCGGGUAGGGACCUGACCUUCAACCCUGCUACCAGCUACGACCAGAACCAGCACAGCACCAUCCCGAACAUGGACGGUCAGAGCAAGUCUUCUGAGACCUCUGGCACCAAGGCUGGUGACGCGCCCAACGGCGGCAAGGGCUUCAACGGCGCUUCCCGCCAGCAGUCUUCGAACGUCUCGGACAGCCAGCCCCCCAUUGGUGUCAACAACAAGGACCGUUCGCCUCACGACGGCGAGGACCUCGAGCCCCGCCCUCCCACUGGCACCUACGGCAACCCCACCAACCAGCCCCAGGUCAAGGCCGAGGUGUUCCGUGCCCAGGACACGGACAUUCCCAGCCAGCGCCAGGCCGCCGCGGCCAACAACCGCACCGUCCCCGCGCCGACGAUCAAGCCCAUCAAGGGCCCCGUCACUACCUCCUCGACCGGUCACGGUGCCGGCGGCACGGCCCAGCUCUUCUCGAGCCAGGACCGCAACGUCAUGGCGCACCAGCGCGCGCUCGAGGAGGCCGAGGCCAAGGGCGAGACGUCCAAGAACCUCUCGGCCGACGACGCCAUGGCCGGUCUCUCGAAGCCUCUGAGCAACACUUCGGACCAGAAGCCCCACGCCCCCACCGAGGCCAAGGUCGGCCACUCUGGCGCCGGCUUCAACGAGAACCCCGGUGCCACUGAGGCGCAGAAGCACCCCGGUCUUACGCACCAGGCCCAGCAGCAGUCUGGCGCGCACACUGGUGUCGGUGCCGUCGGUUCGACCCACAGCGGCCAGUCCCAGCCCUCGCAGUACUCUGGCCAGCAGCAGUACCCCGGCUCGACCACUGCCGGUACCACUGCUCCCAUCUCGCAGCAGACGUCGCACCAGACCCAGGGCAGCACCGUCGACGCUGCGGGCAACAUCCGCUCGCCCACCGGUGAGGUCGUCGGCUCGACGACCAACAACGCCGGCGGCGAGGUCGGCACUGACGCCCCUCAGCGCGCCGCUGUUUCGAGCAACGUCGCGACCGGCGCCGCUGCCGGUGGUCUCGCCGGAGUCGUCGGCCUGGCCGCUAAGAACGUUGCCGACGGUGUCAACACCUCUGCUGCCGGUGUCCAGUCUGGUGUCAACUCUGGCGUCUCGGGCGUCCAGUCCGGUGUCGCUGGUGUCCAGUCUGGCUCCACCGCUGGUCUGACCGGUGCGCGUGACAGCGUCACCUCUGGCAUUGCCGGUGUCAACUCGUCGCUCCAGCAGGGCCGCGACAGCGUCGCUGCCAGCACGACGGGCGUUAAGAGCGGUGUCGUCGGUGCCACUCCUGACGGCCGCACCCAGCUCGGUGCCGGCAGCCCGCAGACGCCCGCUCCCCCCGCGCCGUCGACGAGCACUACCACUGCGUCUAACACGACCCAGGGUGGCUUAGCCCCGCCGCACCACCACCACCACCACGACAAGGAGAAGCGCUCCGGCAGCUUCUCGAAGCGUUUCAGCUCGCUCGGUUUCGGCAAGCGCUCCUCGGUCGCCCACGAGGGUAAGGACGAGUCGUACGCUGCCUCGCAGCGGCCAGCGUCUAACGUCCCUGCCGCCGCUACGCAGGUGCAGCACAACCCCUCGACGGGUGCCACUGCCGUGCAGAAGACUGCGGUCGACUCGCAGGGCAACGUCGCGCAGCACACGACCGUCGCUCAGCCCACCACUGCCAGUAACGCCGGCACCGUCGGCCGCACCGGUGCCACCGAGAGCGCCGCCGGCAGCGAGUUUGGCACCGUCGGCAAGCAGCACGGCAGCGCCAUCACGAGCAGCACGGCGACGCAGGUGCCUUCGCAGUCUGUUGGAGCUGCUGGCGGAAGCGACUUCCUUAACAAGGACCCGGCGGUGGCCCAGCAGCACCCGCAGGUCAAGAAGAAGAAGAGCGGCUUCUUCUCCAAGCUCAAGCACGCCUUCAGCCACAAGGGAUAA